This is a messenger RNA of Daldinia loculata, 1444 nucleotides long. Its product is annotated as riboflavin kinase. Gene Ontology annotation, molecular function: riboflavin kinase activity. The record is from RefSeq and is a predicted model, not a curated record. Lineage: Eukaryota; Fungi; Ascomycota; Sordariomycetes; Xylariales; Hypoxylaceae. Bases 315 to 1100 code for a protein of 261 amino acids. Gene Ontology annotation, biological process: riboflavin biosynthetic process; FMN biosynthetic process. The transcript has a single exon. Gene Ontology annotation, cellular component: mitochondrion.
GAGGAGUCAUCACAUAUUAAUAUAUAGAUCCGAGUUAUAAUUGUCAACUAGAAUAUAAGCGCAACGCUCCUAUACGGUAGAUACGGAAACAUCGGGUUUUCUUAAUAUACAAAGACAAAGAAAUAGACUACAAUUCGUUUAACUACCUAACCUACCUAGGUACCCAAAGACAAACCCCGCCGUUAAUCUUAAAUAUCCUCAUCCCGCAUCCAAGACAACUGCUUCCCGCAAACGCCAGUCAGCGCCACACAUGCACCAUCCAAUCAUUCAUAAUACCACCGAGAUCCUUUAAACCUACCUGAGAGACCGACGCCAUGAUAGCCGAAGAUCGCCCGCGGAUUCUGUACGCAGAUUCGGGUCCGGAGCCUCCGUACCCGCUGCGCAUGGAAGGCACCGUCAUAUCCGGCUUCGGCCGCGGGUCCAAAGAACUCGGGAUCCCAACAGCCAACCUCCCCGUCGACUCAGUCGCUACGCCCUGGAUUGCCAGCGCAAAGUCAGGAGUGUACUUCGGCUACGCCGCGCUCGCUCUACCAUCGUCUCAUCCCGACCGACAAGACCCCAGCGACGCUCCAAACCAAACCAACGAACCCCGCCAUCGCUCUAACCCCCGCGCCGCCGCCAACGCGCCUCCCGCCUCUCACCCACCCCCUCCCACGACGAUAACACCCGUCAGCACAUCUUCCGAGACCUUCCCCUCAGUCUCACUCUCACCCUCCACCACCAAAGAGGCGCCCAAUUCCACCAUCGCAACCACUACCUCCUCUUCCGCACCGACAUCGCAAAAGCGCUGGCAGAUCUACCCCAUGGUAAUGUCCAUCGGCUACAACCCCUUCUACAAGAACUCCGUGCGCUCCGCCGAAGUGCACGUACUGCACAAAUUCGGCGCCGACUUCUACGACGCGCCGAUGCGCCUGCUGAUCCUCGGCUUCGUGCGCGAGGAGCGCGACUACGCCUCCCUCGAGGCGCUUAUCACCGACAUCAACAUAGACUGCGAAGUAGCGCGCCAGAGCCUCGCGCGCCCCGCCUGGACCCCGCGCGAAGGCACCGCGGAUGGCGUCACGGGCGAGCUUGACGGCUCUUGGCUCGUUAGGGAGUCGUAGGGAUAGACUAUGUACCUACUGUGUUGUUGGGAUACUUAUGUAUCAACCUACCUAACGUAUAUAUGAUAUAUCCUAUUUUCUUACUUACCUACAUAGGCAAUAUAUCAUAAGCAUGCGACAUGGGUAAUGCGAUCAGGAGGGGCAAAGGGGGGGGUAAGGGGGGUAAGGGGACGGAUUGCCCGAAUUGUCCCGUCCCGAGGCAUUCCCGUUGGAAAUUCCCGGAGAUUCUUGGGUGCACGUGAGACGUGUUAGAUGCGGUUCUACUAUACAAGACCAGGUAUUGGUCGGGUGGCUUAUUGGGUGGGCGUCCAGUGCAUAGAACAAGACGUGCUGAAUUGUUGGUA